AUGUCGGCCCAAUCAAUUGGAUCCACAUAAGGUGGAUGCAAAGCAAAUACAAUAAAGGCAUCGCACCUGAUUCGAGCUCCCCUUUAGGACCGAUCCGAAUUCUUCUUUCUUUUCUUUUCGUCAUCACCGUCUUCUCCAACCAAAUACCCCAGAUUCUCUCUCUCUCUCUCUCUCUCUAUUCUAUUCUAUUUUCUGUGUUUGCGUCAAAUUCAAUCUCUUGUGUUUUUUCAGAGAGAGAAAGAAAUAAAGAUCAAAGAGGGAUAAAGAUGAAGAUCACAGCUUUACUGGUCCUUAAGUGCCAACCCGAAGGAUCCGACCCCAUCAUUCUAGCAAACGCUUCCGAUGUAAGCCAUUUUGGUUACUUCCAGAGGUCCAGCGUCAAAGAGUUCAUCGUCUUCGUUGGCCGUACCGUAGCUAAACGCACCCCUCCUGGCCAACGCCAGUCCGUUCAGCAUGAAGAGUAUAAGGUACAUGCUUACAACAGAAAUGGUCUAUGUGCGUUGGGCUUUAUGGACGACCAUUACCCCGUUCGGAGCUCAUUUUCUGUGCUUAAUAAGGUGCUAGACGAGUAUCAGAAAACUUUUGGUGAAUCGUGGAGGAGUGCACAAGCAGAUGGCUCUCAGCCAUGGCCGUACUUGAAUGAAGCUCUAGCAAAAUUCCAGGAUCCUGCUGAAGCUGAUAAGUUGAUGAAAAUUCAGAGGGAGUUAGAUGAAACAAAAAUUAUCCUUCAUAAGACUAUUGACAGUGUCCUUGCACGAGGCGAGAAAUUGGACAGCUUAGUUGAAAAGAGUUCAGAUCUUAGCGCAGCAUCACAGAUGUUCUAUAAGCAAGCGAAGAAGACGAACCAGUGUUGUUCCAUUUUGUAAGUUGAACAGAGGUUAGCAGCAGCAGCAACAACAACUGAUGGUUUCCCUUGUAUUUGUGUCUGAAUUGAUGGAUGUCAAAGUGGUGAUUGUUCUAUACUUAUAUGUUAAUACCAUUUACCCAAUGUUUGUUUUGAAAGGAUUGUGGAAUGUUGCCUCGUUUUUCUCUUUUUAUGGCUCGAACAUUAAAUUGACAGAAUAUCGUAUCCCCUAUUUUAAUAUUAAUUUGAAUGUGGUCGACACCUCAGUCUGUAACUUUCUCAUGUACUUUUUAUAAUAAUAUAGAGAUUAUCUUAUUCUUUUUAAGCUAA
Molecule: messenger RNA, 1174 nt
Organism: Cannabis sativa
Lineage: Eukaryota; Viridiplantae; Streptophyta; Magnoliopsida; Rosales; Cannabaceae
Product: VAMP-like protein YKT61
Exons: 6
Coding region: 36-866 (276 amino acids)
Biological process (GO): endoplasmic reticulum to Golgi vesicle-mediated transport
Cellular component (GO): membrane; Golgi apparatus
Molecular function (GO): SNAP receptor activity
Source: RefSeq, a predicted model, not a curated record